Paracoccidioides brasiliensis Pb18 is the source of this 1017-nucleotide messenger RNA. RefSeq lists its product as uncharacterized. The record is from RefSeq and is a predicted model, not a curated record. The transcript is spliced from 3 exons. The coding region runs from base 1 to 1017 and encodes 338 amino acids.
AUGGCACGAUUACUCGCUUUAACUUCAUUCGUAGCAGCAGCUGCUGCAACCAAUCACGCUGGAGAAUCACCAGGUCUUCCGUUUGUUCUGGGGUACGGAAGCCACAAGGGUGUGGGUGCCGAUAUUAAUAUCGGCCACGGAGGCAAAGAUAAAGGCUUCGGAGGCCAUAAUGACGGUUUUCUCAACGGUGGCCAGCAUGGAAAUAUCAUUGGUGGUGAAGGAAAGGGCGAGUAUAAAAUUGGUGGUAAUGGGCACAAAGGCCAAUCCGUCAAUGUGAUUAUCAUCACAACCAAUGUUGGAGGGGGCGCAAAGCAAGAUGUUUGGAACGAGGCUCCAAUGCAAAGAGGAAAAGAGCAUUUUAUUACGGUUGGCGGCGAAGCUGGUCUUAUAUUCGAGCCAGAUACCAUAAACGCUGCCGUCGGGGACAUGGUCAUCUUUAAUUUCAUGUCUCAAAACCACACUGUAACGCAGUCCACCUUCGCCGAGCCAUGUUCCAGAAUGGCUGCUGGUAUCGACUCGGGAUUCAUGCCAAAUCCCAAUAAUUCCGUGAACCCUGCACCAACUAUGGAAUUCCAGGUUACGACGCAAGAGCCGGUGUGGAUGUUUUGUUCCCAAGGAAAGCACUGCGAGCAAGGGAUGGUAUUUAGCAUCAACCCUACAGCUGAAAAGUCGCAUGCCCAGUUCAAAGAACUCGCCAUGGCCGGCGAAGGUGGCGGCGUCAGCGUCAGUGCUGGUGUUGGUGCUAGUGCUGUCCCUCCUUCCCUCCCCGCGGAAACUGGCAUCGCCUCUUCACCCAUUGUUUCUAUCUCUGAAUCCAUAUCUGCUUCUAUCCCACUGGCUACACUCGCCACUGGAAAUGGGCAGAUGGGAUCUGGAGAUGCUUGCUCUUGCUCAUGUCUUUGUGGCAUGGCAUCGUGGCCUGAGGGAGUCGGCCUUGAAGCCCAGGGAGGUAUACCUGGUACUAUCCCUGUGGAACGUACUGCGGCCAAGCGGUCUCCUAGAGCCCCCUAUUACUAG